Molecule: messenger RNA, 1671 nt
Organism: Tinamus guttatus (white-throated tinamou)
Lineage: Eukaryota; Metazoa; Chordata; Aves; Tinamiformes; Tinamidae
Source: RefSeq, a predicted model, not a curated record
AACCAGGAAACUUGGACUGUUCACAGUCCAACUCCUGGAGCAAGGUGGUGUUUGUCAAGCUGCAGUCAGAGCUUACCUCACAGUGUCCUCCUUCCAUCCUAGUUUGUAGCCCAGCUGCUGGGUUUCCUGAUCAGUGUGGUCAGCUCCAUAUUCUGUGGCCAUCUGGGGAAAGCUGAGCUGGAUGCUGUGACGCUGGCUGUGUCUGUUAUCAACGUGACGGGCAUCUCCAUUGGUUCUGGUUUAGCCUCAGCAUGCGACACGCUGAUGUCCCAGACCUAUGGCGGCAAGAACCUGAAGCAGGUGGGCACUAUCCUGCAGCGGGGGAUCCUUAUCUUGCUGCUGUGCUGCUUCCCGUGCUGGGCAAUCUUCAUCAACACUGAGCGCAUCCUCCUGCUCAUCCGACAGGACCCCGAGGUCUCCAGGUUAACACAGGUCUAUGUGAUGAUCUUUAUCCCAGCUCUUCCAGCGGCAUUUCUGUACCAGCUGCAGACAAGAUAUUUGCAAAGUCAGGCGAUCAUUUUGCCCCAGGUGAUCACGGGCAUGGCAGCCAACAUCCUCAACGUGGCCAUGAACGCCAUCUUCCUGUACGCGCUGAAGCUGGGCAUGGUAGGAUCUGCCUGGGCCAACACCAUUUCUCAGUACACACAGGCCAUUCUUCUCUUCCUUUAUGUGCGGUGGAAGAAGAUCCAUGUGGAGACCUGGGGAGGCUGGAGCAUGGACUGCCUCCAGGAGUGGGGUUCCUUUAUCCGUCUGGCUGUGCCCAGUAUGCUCAUGAUGUGUAUUGAGUGGUGGACCUUUGAGAUCGGGAGCUUCCUGGCAGGGCUGCUCAGCGUGGUGGAGCUGGGCGCGCAGUCUGUGAUCUACGAGCUCUCCUGCGCGGCCUACAUGGUGCCGCUGGGCUUCAGCGUGGCCACGAGCGUCCGAGUGGGCAAUGCCUUGGGAUCAGGGGAUGCGGUGCAAGCCAAGACCUCCUGCAUCACUGCUCUGCUGUGCUCAGGGGUGUUUGCUGUAGUGGUUGCAACAUUACUGGGAGUCCUGAAGGAUACUGUGGGCUACAUCUUCACCAGUGACAAGGAGAUCGUUACCUUGGUGUCCAAAGUGAUGAUGAUCUUUGCUCCGUUCCACUUGUUCGAUGCCGCAGCAGCGACGUGUGGCGGCGUGCUGAGGGGCGCAGGGAAGCAGAAGCUGGGUGCCAUCGCCAACGCUAUCGGCUAUUACGCCAUCGGCCUGCCCAUCGGCAUCUCGCUGAUGUUUGCGGCUAAGAUGGGGGUGCUGGGUCUCUGGGUGGGGAUGAUCAUUUGUAUAUCUUUGCAAGCCCUUUCCUUCUCAACCUUUGUCAUGCGCAUGGACUGGAAGAAAGCUGCAGAAGAGGCUCAAAUCCGAGCUGGACUGAAAAAACAACUGGAAGAUGUGAACUCCAAUGGCACAGCUGCUAACAAAACAUCUGCUCUGGAUUACGUCCCUGUCGAUGCCAACGCUGUGGACACCGUGGUCUUGCCUGACAACAUCGUGGUUGCUGAGAAGCAGCCCGAUCACCAGCUCGUGGUGCAGGAGGCGCCGGCCGCUCCUGCGCCGGGGAGAGCCCUCAUCCUCCGCCGGCUGCUGGUGGCUGCUGCGGCCGUCGCUGUCCUGCUCACGGGCUUGCUGAUCCGGCUCCUGACCGGCAACUGA